AUGGAUUAUUUGCUUCGCUAUCGCAGGAUGACUGUCCCCAAAAGAUACGCUGAAUUCGUGGCACUGAUUGCGAUCUCGUGCACGCUGUUCCUGUUCCUGCACACCCAGAGCCUGACGUCGCGGUUGCGCGAGAUGGAGGACAGACUGCAGCCACCGUCGUCGCUGUCGGCUGCCAGCGAGCUGAGCGGUAAUUCAAUUAGCCAAGCCUCAGCCGGAGCCAACCAAAGCCAGAAUGCGCAUCACCACCACCAGCACGAGCUGAUUGGCAAUCUGCAUCAUACGUACAACUAUCUCAAAAGCACCGGGCAGAUGCAAACCCUGAAGGCGACGGAGCUGAACAACACGCGCCGGGCGGAGAUUCCGAUCAUCUUCUUCAACCGCGUCCCGAAGGUGGGCAGCCAGACGUUCAUGGAGUUGCUGCGUCGGUUGGCCGUCCGCAACGACUACACGUUCCACCGGGACGUGGUCCAACGGCUUGAGGUGAUCCGGUUGGCACCCGAACGUCAGCACGAGCUGGCCGAGAUGGUGAUGGACCUACCGGUACCAUCCGUGUACGUCAAACACGUCUGCUACACGAACUUCACCCGGUUUGGGCUACCGAUGCCGAUCUACGUCAACAUGGUGCGUGAUCCGGUCGAGCGUAUUAUCAGCUGGUAUUACUACGUACGCGCUCCUUGGUAUUAUGUCGAACGGAAGCAAGCGUUCCCGGAUCUACCAUUGCCGGAUCCGCGUUGGCUCAAGAAGGACUUCGAAACGUGUGUCCUGCAGGGUGAUCCCGAGUGCACGUACUCGCAGAAUGCCGUCCACGAGGGUAUUGGUGAUCACCGCCGGCAGACACUGUUCUUCUGCGGUCACGGCGAGGAGUGUCUGCCCUUUAAUAGUGCUGGAGCGCUGGAACGCGCCAAGUACGCCGUCGAAAGCCAGUACGCCGUGGUCGGUGUGUUGGAGGACCUCAACACGACGCUCACCGUGCUCGAGAAGUAUGUGCCGCGGUUCUUUUCCGGCGCAAACUCGGUCUACUUCAACGAGGUGAACAUGCUGCAGAAGAUCAACAAGAACAGCUUCAAACCGCCCGUCAGCGAGGAGAUCAAGGAUCUCGUCCGGCGCAACUUCACGAAGGAGAUCGAAUUCUACCAGUUCUGCAAGCAGCGGCUCUACAAGCAGUAUCUUGCCACCCAGCUGCCGCUCAAAUAA
Anopheles nili is the source of this 1194-nucleotide messenger RNA. RefSeq names its product heparan sulfate 2-O-sulfotransferase pipe (gene pip). Gene Ontology annotation, cellular component: membrane. The coding region runs from base 1 to 1194 and encodes 397 amino acids. The record is from RefSeq and is a predicted model, not a curated record. NCBI's taxonomy places the organism in Eukaryota, Metazoa, Arthropoda, Insecta, Diptera, Culicidae. The transcript is spliced from 5 exons. Gene Ontology annotation, molecular function: sulfotransferase activity.